UAGUCUUUAGCGUUUGACAUUGGCUAUGAGAAGAACUAACUAGAACUUGCGAGGAUGGGCUCAGGAAAGACCAUUUCCCCUUCCAUUUUAUGCGUCGUAACAAGCAUUUUGAUAUCUUUUGCCCUGCUGACUGGCGCUGAGCACAAUUGUUCUCAAACUUUCCGAGAGGCUUUUGGAGAAAUACAAUAUUCGCCAAACAACUACCAUCAUCUCCAAUGUCAUCUAAAAAUCACGAGUGGUAUGCCUAACGCCAUAGCCGUAUUAUCUGUGCAAGAAAUAAAUCUCAGAUACUGCAGCGAUUACGUUAAGAUUACCGAUGGAAACGGCACUGAUGUUUUAUAUCAUAAUGGCUGCAAUGAACAAUUUGCCCCAGAAAUCCUCUUUGAUGUGCAUUUUGGUUUGUCCAAUAACAUAUCAAUUCAAGUGUACACAGGCAGUUCAAGCAGUAGUAUCAAAGUAGAGUACGUCAGUUUAAUGCAGAGCCCAACCUCAGCCGUUACUGUCUCGGGAUGGAAUAUAUCUGUAUCAAACCCUGACUCCUCUGGUGCUACACUUCAAUGGACUAGCCUCGAUGCAAACGUAAAUCAUCAAGCAAAUUUUUACAUCAUUGAGGUUAAAAGCAUGGAUGGCGUUCCACUAGACGUCCAUACUGUUCCAGCAAAUACCACAACGUCAGUCAUAAAGCGACUCAAACCUUCUACAAAGUAUCGUGUGGUCGUUUAUGGAGUUGAUAACAAUGGGCAGCCAUAUAUGAGUUCACAAAGCAUUCUUACUACUUCGAAAGUGCUAUGCGGAGCUCGACCCAGUUCGACGCGCAUCGUCGGUGGCACAGUUGCGAAUAGAAACAGCUGGCCUUGGCAGGUUAUGCUGAGAGAGCAAGAAAGACAAUUCUGUGGCGGAUCAUUAGUGGAUCCAUACUGGGUACUCACAGCAGCUCACUGCGUUCAAAGGAAAUCGGCACCUAACCUCAAAAUAAGGGUGGGAGCCCAUUACAGGACCAGUGGAAGCGUUGUGACUGAACAAGACAUCACCGUCUCCAAAAUCAUAGUCCACGAGAAUUACCAAAUUCCGAAAACGUAUAGUAACGACAUUGCUCUACUGUAUCUCGAAAAACCUGUAGUACUUGGAGUAGGCGUCGGACUAGUCUGCUUGCCAGAUAUUAAAAAUAUUCUCCCCGUUGACUUAAAUGAAACUUGCUGGAUAACAGGUUGGGGAGAUUUGUACUCAGGAGGAUACCAACCGAAUACCCUAAUGCAAGCGUCUGUGCCGCUGGUGUCCAAACAACGUUGUUCACAUGUUUAUCCUGGAUAA
Stylophora pistillata is the source of this 1311-nucleotide messenger RNA. RefSeq lists its product as uncharacterized. Gene Ontology annotation, molecular function: serine-type endopeptidase activity; protein binding. Gene Ontology annotation, biological process: proteolysis. NCBI's taxonomy places the organism in Eukaryota, Metazoa, Cnidaria, Anthozoa, Scleractinia, Pocilloporidae. Gene Ontology annotation, cellular component: membrane. The record is from RefSeq and is a predicted model, not a curated record.